GGAUGUCUCACUAUGGCUGGUGAUUGGACCACCUUUGCUUCGACCUCUUUUUUUUUUCAAGGUUCUUUUUUUCCCUCUUGCCCACGGCGUGCGGAGUGGCGCCCCCAAGCUGCAGAUUAGCCUAGCUCCCCUAGAAAAGAAGAGCUGCCGAGGAGGAGAUGAGAUGGAAAAAGGCCUCUGCCAAGCUUCCUGGACAAGGUGGAGAGUCAAUUGCUUGCAGAUGGAGAGCUGUUCCACUUCGGAGGUUGGAGGGGAAGAGGGAUUGGGAGCGUUUAAAGGGCGUAUUGAGCCUGGUACACGCAAACUGCGUGGGGACGGGCGGGACAAAGAAAAAAUGGAAAAAUGGACAUGGGAAAAAAAAAACCUGGAAGAGCAAGCAAGCGGGAAAGGACAGAUAGGCGGUGGAGAGCCAGAUUUGAGGGAUCAGCAGCAGAUGGAUGCGCUGCUUCAGCAUGCGACUCAGUUGGGUGCUAAGCCUCGUACGGAGGGCACAGGUACGGCACUGUACAGUGCAGUGCAGUGCAGUGGAGUUGAGUGUGAUGGUACGGGCAGCCGGCCGCCGCGGGCAUACGGCCGGGAGAAGAGCUGUGUGUGCGACUGCCAAGGUAUCAGGUAUUAUCGACUGAGACUAAUGGAUGUGUCUUUCAUGUUUAUUAAUAGCUAGCAUUACUCAGUCCCAAGCUGGGUGCUUAGAGGUAUACUUGGUAUUACUCAACUGUUCUGUUGGAUCCUCUCACCUCACAUAAGGCAUAAGGCGAGCAUGGACAAGUGCCGUACAAACAGCAAAGCGGCAGCAGCGGCUUGUCAUGUCUAAGGUGAUCA
Trichoderma harzianum CBS 226.95 is the source of this 822-nucleotide messenger RNA. RefSeq lists its product as hypothetical. The record is from RefSeq and is a predicted model, not a curated record. NCBI's taxonomy places the organism in Eukaryota, Fungi, Ascomycota, Sordariomycetes, Hypocreales, Hypocreaceae. The transcript has a single exon. The coding region runs from base 164 to 664 and encodes 166 amino acids.